Molecule: messenger RNA, 7026 nt
Organism: Stomoxys calcitrans (stable fly)
Lineage: Eukaryota; Metazoa; Arthropoda; Insecta; Diptera; Muscidae
Gene: wkd
Product: TBC1 domain family member whacked
Exons: 4
Coding region: 568-1908 (446 amino acids)
Source: RefSeq, a predicted model, not a curated record
ACAAAAGAAAAAAAACAACUCUGACACCGCUGUCAAAAUUAUCAGUAUUUUCUACGUCGUUCGUGUUUCUCUGUCUGCCAAAAGAAUUGCAAAAAUUAAUUUUCGUUGAAAUGUAACAAAAAAAAUGUUUAAAUCGAUAUUUCGUUUUAGAAAGCAUAAUAAAGAUAUUCUAGAUAUCAAAAACGCAAAUUGAAAUAAAUUCGGUUAUAUUGAAUAAAUAAAGCAACAAAACAAUUAUUCCAAUUAGAAAGUGUCCAAACCCAAAAAAUAUAAAAUAAAAAGGUGUGUGUGUGUGUGUAAAGAGUGAAAAAGAGAGGGGCCCAGCAAGUGAUUUAAUGAUGAUGAAUGGUUAACACCAAAAACAAAAAAUAAGGAAAUUAAAAUUAUUCAAUAACAAAUUUGUAUUUUAUUUAGUAAAACGGGGCAGAAGAAUGUUAUUAAACUAUUAAUGGAUAUUACAAAAAAACCUGCAUUGCUGACAUCAAGUUGGAAGGCAAGAAGUAAUUAUUGAUCCAAACUUGCUUGAGUAUAUUUUUCGAAGUAUUUCUGGACGCACAAAAGAUUGCUAUGGCGACAUCACCCCGUUCGGCCGAUACGAUAUCUCUAUGUUCAACAGUCUCUAGUUGCCCCGAUCGCAAUGGAUUCUAUGGUGGAUUUCAACGCACAGACAAGCCAAAGGAACCCCUAUCAAAAGCACAAAUUAUCGCACGCGAAAAGAAAUGGUUGUAUAUGAUCGAUAACUGGUCGUUGUAUAUGUCGAAAAAUUACAAAAAGAUAAGAGAUCGCUGUCGAAAAGGUAUUCCUAAAUCCAUAAGACCUCGAGCAUGGUUCUUUCUAUCCGGUGCCUAUCUGCUAAAAAAGAAACACCCAAAUUUAUAUACAGAAUUACUGGAAAAACCAGGAAAUCCUCAUGUUAUUGAGGAAAUCAAAAAGGAUAAACAUCGACAAUUCCCCUUUCACGAAAUGUUUCUGGAUGAGGAUAAAGUUGGUCAAAUAGAAUUGUUUAAUGUCCUCAAGGCCUAUUCAAUAUAUAAUCCAAAAGUUGGCUUUUGUCAAGCCCAAGCACCAAUAGCAGCUUUCCUACUAAUGCAUUUGCCAGCUGAAGAUGCAUUUUGGGUUUUUGUCAGCGUAUGUGAUGUUUAUUUAGAAGAUUACUUUAUAACUGGUUUAGAAGUUCUACAAAAUGAUGCUGGCAUUUUGGAAGGCCUUUUAAAGAAAACAUGUCCGCCCGUCUAUCGCCAUUUGCAGAAACAUCGUGUCGAGCCAUUACUAUAUAUGACCGAUUGGUUUUUAUGUGCCAUGACCAGAACUUUACCCUGGGAAACCCUCUUAAGGGUUUGGGACUGUUUUCUGGCCGAAGGCAUACGUGUCAUCUUUAAGGUAGCUUUGGUGAUUUUAGGUGCUUCCCUCAAUAGCCAUAAAGUGCGCAAACAGUGUAAUGGCCUUUGCGAAACCCUCGAAGUAUUACGAAAUCCGCCCGACAAUGUAUUAGAUGAAGAUUUCAUUAUAAAUCAUAUGCAGCGAUUGAAUUUGCGCGUUGAGGACUUCCAAAUCGAACAUACGCGACAGAAGAAUCGACGGGCCAAACAAAAAGCUUUACAAGAAGCAGCAGCGGCUGCACCAUCAACAACGACGACGACUGCAAUCGCGACGAACGCAACUGCAACGGCAACAGCGACAAUAAAUCUAACCCCAUCAUCCUCAUCAGCAGCUACAAUGGCACAAAGUUCGAAUUCACAAAAUAAUACGUUUACUCGCAGCCGCACCACUAGUCCCACAAAUAUAACCAGUGGCAGUGUUACCGUGGUAAAUAUAGGCGGUGAUGAUAGUGCGAGUGCAUUAGGAGUGAGUAAUAUUAGUUCUAGCAAUGGCAGUGUUAGUGUCACCGCCAACAACUACCAUACAUAAUUUUAAGUUUUUUUUUCUUUUGUUUUCAAAACGCUGAGCGUUACAAAAAUGAGUGAACACAAAAAUGCGAAAGUGUUUUGAUAAAAUUAUUGAAUUUUUUUCUUGUUAUAUCUUUGCACCUCCUUUUUUAUUUUUCUUUGAUGUUUUGUUGUUUUUUGUGAAAUAACAAAAUCUGUUAUAUAUCUUUAUAGGAAAAUGAAUCGCUUAUAGUGCGCAAGAGUUUUCAAUAACAAAUGUCAGAGUUUGGAAGGUUAACUUCUAACGGCCUUAUCCACAAAACUUAAUAGGUUUAUUUGACAGAUUUCCUUUAUAGAAAACCCCGUUUACACUGCUCAUUAAAUCCAGAUUUAAGGUCUUCGUCAGCUGAUUUUAUAUAGGAAAAACAGAUGAUCGAGCCAUUAAAUCCGGAUUUUAAUAGCAGUGUAAACGGGGUUAAACUGUCAAAUAAACCAAUUUAAUUUCUUUGGCAAGUUUUGUCAAAAUAAUAUGUUUAUAGGAAAUUUUGUCAAAAGCCCAGUUAAUAGGAAAUUUAAUACAAAUUUCCUUUUUUUAUAGGAAAUUUUGUCAAAAGCUUGGUUUAUAAGAAAUUAAGUCGAAAUAUCCUUUUAUAUAGGAAAUUUUGUCAGUUUAGUCUACAUUUCAUUGUUAUCGGAAAUUUUUUUAACAUUUAAAUUAUAUGGAAAAUUUUGUCACAAUUUCAUUUUAUGGGGAAUUUUGUCAAAAUUUCAUUUCUUAGGAAAUUUUGUCAAAAUUUAUUUUAUAGGAAAUUUUAUCAAAAUUUCAUUUUUAUAGGAAAUUUUAUCAAAAUUUCACUUCAAUAAAGAAUUUUAUCAAAAUUUCACUUCUAUGGGAAAUUUUGCCAAAUUUUACCUUCUAUGGGAAAUUUGGUCAAAAUUUAUGGGAAAUUUUGUCAAAAUUUAUGGGAAAUUUUGUCAAAAUUUCAUUUCUAUAGGAAAUAUUGUCAAAAUUUCAUUUUUCUUUUCUAUAGGAAAUUUUGUCAAUAUUUCUCUUCUAUAGAAAAUUUUGUCAAAAUUUCAUUACUAUAGGAAAUUUUGUCAACAUUAAUUUCAAAGGAAAUUUUGUUAAAAAUUUAAUUUCUAAGGAAAUUUUGUCAAAAUUCAUUUAUUUAGGAAAUUUUGUCAAAAUUUCACUUAGAUAGGCAAUUUUGUCACAAUUUCAUUCCUAUAGACAAUUUUGUCACAAUUUCAUUCCUAUAGACAAUUUUGUCAAAAUUUUACUUUUAUAGGUAAUUUUUCCAAAAUUUCAUUUCUAUAGGAAAUUUGGUCAAAAUUUCAUUUCUAUAGGAAAUUUUUUCAAAAUUUCAUUUCUAUAUGAAAUGCCUCUAGGAUUUUUUUUUCAAAAUUUUUUUCUUUUUUCUAUAGAAAAUGUUAACCCAACAUAAUUUCUUGGACAAUUUUGACAAAAUUUUCAUUCAAUGGAAAUUUAGCUCCAAAUUUAAUAACUUGGCAACAUUUUGUAGGAAAUACCGUUUGGAUAUUAGAUGUAAACCUUAUGCUGUUAAAAGAUUUUCUUCGAAGACCUUUUAAACUCUUGUACGCUAUAGACGAUAACUCUACCUGUUUAUUUUUAUUUAUUUUUUUAUUGUUUCAUGUUUUUUGCUUUUGAAGAAAGGAAAGAAAUAGGUUUGGGCCCGGUUCCAAUAAAAUAUGGAAAAAGGAUAUUUAGAAUAAUGUUUAAUUUUCUAUAUACCUAACUCAAGACCAUCCGUCCUCUUUUGGUCGCCAUUAAGACAAGGUUAAAGUAUUUCUUUCCUGACUUCUUUUUUUUUAAUACACAACGGAACUUUAGAGUAGUCUAUUUGGUUCUAUAAAUGAAUAUAAAAAAAUAUACACAAUCAGCACUUUUUAGCAUAGAAGAAUAUCAAAUUAUUAACUUGUAUAUAUAAAUCGAAUAACUUUUUUAACACGAAGCAGUUAGAAAAAGGAAUACAAUCAAAGUAACAUAACAUGCAAACAAGUGCAAAAGGCAAACACAAACACACUGCAAUACUACUAUUAAAAAUGUUUUUUUUUACUUAUUUUUUUAUUCUACUUAUUUAUGCAUAUAUUGUAGAAUUAUACCAAAGCAAAUUGGAGCAAUCAUUUAAUGCAGAUUUUUUUUUGAUUACUUACUUAGUUGGCUGUCACAGAGCGUAGAUAGAUUCUCCACCUUCGGCGCCUUUUCUAGAAAAUUUUGUUACCUAAUUUCGAUAUGUUAUUCUCAUGCUCCGCCUUGUAUUUCCAUAGAAGUUUUGAUCUUCGCCUUCUGUAUUAGGUGCCAUUAGGUGAAUUUUUAAUAAAGUCUUCGGUUGGGCUGACAACAUAAUCUAGCUAACGUUAUCAUUAUAUUUUGACUAGCUGAACCGGGACCGCUUCGCUGCGCCUUCUUUAACUCUGUAGGGUGGGAGCUCUUUGCCCUGAAUGCGGAUAUCGAAUUCGUUCCAUUGUAUCCUAUGACGCUGAACGCGAUCGAAUUCUGGCGAGAACAUCGAACAAAGCGGUGUUUAUCCCCUCUUAAUGUUGGCGACAUUUGCGAGGUACUUUGCCAUGCAUGGUCAUUUAAAAAAUUUUCUCCAAAGAGGACACCUGCGGGACGCCGUUCGAACUCGGCUAUAAAAAGGUCCCUUAUCAUUGAGUUUAUACUUGAAUCGGAAAGCACUCAUUGAUGUGUGAGAAUUUGCCACUUCUCGAAUCCUGGUGGCAAUGUUCUUCCUUAGGGCAAUGUUCUCAUUAGGGGAGGGAUGGCAUUUCAGACAUUUCGACUCAAAUGUGGAAAUCAAAUUCGUGCUGCAUGCCAUGCCCGGUAAAUAUAAACCGUUUGGAGGGAGUUUUGGGGCUGGGGCGGCCAUCGGCACUUUGCACUGAAAAUAGAUAUCAAAUUCGUUGUUUAUUCCCAACAGAAAUAAAGUUCAGUUUAGGGGGUGCUUUUUACCCCAAAACACUUGGCUCCAAAAUUGGAUAUCAAAUUCGUUUUGUACUCCCAAAUAUCUUCCAUUUGAGUCCCAUAUUAUCAUAAUGGGUCAAAUAUCCCAUUUGAGGUUUCUUUAGGAAGAAAAGUGCCACCUAGACUUGAACGCAAAUUUUAAUGUCAUAUUCGUCAUCUACUCCCUAAUACCUUACAUUUGAGUCCCAUAUAGCCAUGGUCGGCUAAUAUGCCUAUUUGGGGGUGGGCGACCUCCCAUUACUUGGAUCUAAUGUUUUUUGCCAUUUUUGUAAUCUACUGCCUGAUACUUUUCAUUUGAGUCCUAUAUUGACAUGAACUUCAAAUAUAUCUGUUUAGAGAAGUUUUGGGGUUGGAGGGGGCCCGCUCGAUUGGGUUAGGUUAGGUAAGAGUGGCAGUCCUUUACAGACUCACUUAGACAAUUUUAAGUCCAUUGUGAUACCACAUUAGCGACAGACAAAGGCUUCUGGCGGGAAUCGAACCCACGACCCCUGCAUUGGUAAUCAAAGCACGCUACCAAUUCGGCUACCGGGGCGCCCUGGCCUGCUAGGUACUUGGACCCAAAAUUUAAUGCCAUAUUCGUUUUCUGGUCUCCAAUACCAUUUGAUACCCUUAUUGUGCCCAUCGGACCACUUUCGGAUAUAAGUGGCGUUUUUGGAGUAAGCGGAAGGGUCCGCCUCAACCCGAUAUCUUAAAAUUAUAUAGCCUAUGUUUCGUACACAAUCUAUGAAAAUUUUAAGAAAAUCGGUUCAGCCAAGUAUCAUAUAGUCAUAAUGGGUCUAAUGGCGCCUUUGAGGGGUGGAUAAGAAUAUGUUUAUGGGAAGCUCUUCAUACAGCUGGCGGUUAAUACCUCACCAAUAAUCUCCAUCAACUCGGAUAGCUCUUUAAAUAAAAAUAAAGAAUCUUUCUCUCGAACACGCCAUACUAUGGCGUGUGAAUCCAUUUGCUUUGGAAAUAAGAAAUUUAUAUUUGUCUAUUAUUUUUCUACAACAACUCUACGGAAACAUAUAUGCUAAUUCAGCUACUAAAAAUCACCAUGAGAGUCUAUGUUUUCCUAUCUUUAAAACUUAAGCGACAUAUAAAUGUAUAAAUUUAAAUUGAAUUCUAAAAAAAAACUUUACUUCAAUCUAUCGCUUCAAAAAUAAUUUAAAUGUGUUUAAAAAAAAAUUAUAUUAUUACUUAAAAAUCGAAAAAAAAAACAAUAUUAUAUUUUGUCAUUCCAUUAUAUUUAUUAUGAAUUGAAACGAAAUUCAGCUAGAUACCUAUCUACUUGUUAUACACAACAAAUUUUAUUUGUUUUUUAAGACAAAUAAAAAAUUAUAAACUUAUGUGUGCAAUCUAUUCUUCGAAGAAAAUUUGUUUUGUUUUUGUUUUUUCAAAAGUUUUAAAAUUAAAACAAAAUAAAAAAAAAAUCCAAUAAUAUUUCACUAGUAUUUAUUAAUGAUUGUAUUAUAAUUUAUUAAUUUAUAUGUAUUAUAAUUUUAUUACUUCUAUUGCUUCAUGAAUUUUUACAAAAAUAAAUUGAAUUGAAUACAAUGCAAGUGAGGCACAAAUGAACUAUAAGAAAUAAUAAAACAAAAAACAUAAACUUCUUAUCAAAUACAUAUCGCGUCUCUGUAUAUUCAUGGCGUAUAUAUUUGUUUCAAUAAAACAUGUACCAUUUUAUACAUAAGUUUAAAUAACUAUGUCCGUUUUUUUUAUAUAUAUUUUUUGUGUAAUUUAUUUUAUAUUAAUUUACAAAUGCAAUAAGGCAAUAUUUAAUAUUUGCACACAAUCAUAUACACACACAUACAUACAUAUGAAUAUCAUAUAAUCGAAAAAGAGCGGUCGCAGUAUCAUAUAAAACUUGUUUUCUCUUCCCCUUCUAUCAGUUUUAAACUUACUUUUCAGUUAAAUAUUAAAUUUGUUUUCUUUUUUGAAGAUGUUUAGGCUUAUUAAAUCAUUUUAUCCUGUUAUAUAAAUGAAAAAUUGCCGAUAUUGAGAAAUCGAAAUACCCAUAACAAUAGUCGAUUAUUUGUUUAAUAAACAUUUUCCUUUAGUCUUGGCUGCUCGUUUUUGAAAGGGGAAAAAAAUCUAAAAACACGGUUGCACCGUACUUGUUUGCUGCUAAGAACACACCCGGCAAUAUUUUAAUAACAAAAGAUACAAAAUUAAAUAAAAUUUAUAUGAGUGAAAUUA